This is a messenger RNA of Hordeum vulgare subsp. vulgare (domesticated barley), 1328 nucleotides long. RefSeq lists its product as uncharacterized. Lineage: Eukaryota; Viridiplantae; Streptophyta; Magnoliopsida; Poales; Poaceae. Bases 600 to 1016 code for a protein of 138 amino acids. The transcript has 2 exons. The record is from RefSeq and is a predicted model, not a curated record.
CGACCUACCUCACGUGCUAUGUAGACCUCCCCACGCUCUCGGGGCCGCGACCCUGCUGGAGGCGAACGCGACCACCACAGAGAGCCGUGCGUCUCCGCCGCAGGCAACCAAUGAGGACAGGGAGCAAGCCGCCUCGAAGGACAAGAGGCUGUCGAACAGAGUUGUCGGAGGAGGAGCAACGCAAUGGACGGGCACGGCGACGGAGCACGAGCUUGCGAUUGGCCCGCGUUGAGGCGAGCACGAUCGACUAUUCGUCGUGGUGAGGCAGUCCGCCCCCUCGCUGCCGCGAGGGGAGAGGAGCUCAAAGCAGGUGCACGACCUAGUGCGUCGGGCCGAAGCCGACGCGCGGGCGACGGCCGUGCAUCGGUCGACGAGCGCGCGACCGUUGAUGCGUAGAUGACCUCCGAUGACCCCGAGCCUUACCAGGAGGCAUCCCGGAACCGGUGAUUGUCCGUGCAGAGGGACGUGACGCGGGCUGAACCGGCAGAGGAGUCGCUGGAAAUGGUGUUAGAGGCGGGGAUGUCCCGGAGGACAGGGCCAUCGUGCGGGGAGGGAAGCACCGGGUCGGAUCUGUGUCCUUGCUCGAUGGACCCGGCGCCAUGGUGCCGGGAGGAGCGCCUCAAACCGGCUCCGGGCCCAUCAUGGUGACCCCCGUACGGCCGCCCCCGAGAGGCGUCGGUACCGGUUCCCGUACUCAGCGGCAAGAGACUUGCGCGAUGGCCAGUGAUGCCACCGACGGAACCACUGCAAGCCCCCUUGCGGCCGUGGUGAACACAGAUUUUGGUGAGUUCGUCGUUUGCCAUAAGAAGAUGUACCAGAUUGCCCGCAAAGCCCAGGGCCAGCUGGUCGAUCUCGAGCAGUCCACGGUCGUUUCUCCCUUGAGUCGGACACUAUCCGGCUCUGGCUGGCCCGAGGAGGCCAGCAGCAUGACCUUCUGUACAGAGAAUGCGGCCGGCUGUGUAAGGAGGCAGGCUGUCUCUCGACAGAGAGGAGACAGCUGGAGUUGCGCUAGAUAGCGGAGGAGCAUCGCCAGUUGUUGGCGGCCAAGCAUGUGCUGCUAGAGAAGGCUCUUAAUGAGGCACGCCUAUUGAAGGAGGACGAUGACCAUCAAGCCUGUGCAUGGUCGGUGAAGGAGCAGGAAAUGCUGCAAGAGGCCCAUCACAUUGACCGAAAGUCAUGGAAUGUCAUGGUUCUGUCUCGAAGUCAUGGGUUGGUUCCAUCCUUGUGUUCAGUUGAUGAUAAAAAAAUCAUGGGUUGGUUCCGUCCCGAUGUUUAAUUGGAGAGAUGAAAUGAAAAGAAUCUAAUACCACUCACCUUUUUGAUAUAAA